Messenger RNA from Mugil cephalus (flathead mullet), 2872 nucleotides. It is a transcript of the gene desi1b, whose product is annotated as desumoylating isopeptidase 1b. Gene Ontology annotation, biological process: protein modification by small protein removal. The record is from RefSeq and is a predicted model, not a curated record. The transcript has 6 exons. Lineage: Eukaryota; Metazoa; Chordata; Actinopteri; Mugiliformes; Mugilidae. Gene Ontology annotation, molecular function: peptidase activity. The coding region runs from base 312 to 806 and encodes 164 amino acids.
CCGGAAGAAGGAUCCUCAUGAACUUUUUUGACAGUCAUGUUAUUAUUUACAGUCAGACAGUGACACAGCAUCAUCUUCUGGGUAGAGUUGUAUUUUCGACUUUAUUUUCUAUUUUUCCUCACAAAUAGCUUCUGUUAUAUAUAUAUACAUAUAUUUUUUUUAAAUCUAACAAUUUGAGCACAAUUUGCUAAAAACUUUUUUAGUUACAAAAGUUUUAGUUAAGUUACCGGUAAGUCAGCUAGCCGGUCAGCUGUCGGUGAAAGGGGUCUAACUUUAUACUUGACUGGCUGAACAAAUCCGUUCGUGUCAUCAUGGACCAAACUGGCUCUUUUCCGGUGAAACUGUACGUUUACGACCUCUCCAGAGGCAUGGCCCGCCAGCUGAGCCCUGUCAUGCUUGGGAAACAACUCGAUGGGAUAUGGCACACAGCUAUUGUGGUCCACGGAAAGGAGUACUUCUUCGUUGGAGAAGGAAUCGUCAACUGCGCACCUGGUGGCACCCCCUUGGGUGAACCUGGCUCCAUAGUUGACUUGGGUGCCACUGAGGUGCCUGAAGAGAUAUUUAUGGAGUAUCUAACUUCACUGGCCUCGUCCACGUACAGGGGCGACAAGUACAACUUGUUUGAGCACAACUGCAACUCGUUCAGCAACGAGGUGGCUCAAUUCCUCACGGGCAAGAAGAUCCCUUCGUACAUCACAGACCUGCCAUCUGAAGUGCUGUCCACGCCGUUUGGCCAGGCUCUCCGUCCCUUAUUGGAUUCUGUCAUUAUAAACCCGGGAGGCAACAACAUAACUGGACAGAGGUAGACGGAGCCGUGCAUAUUAGGGAAGAAACACUUGAUAACAUCCGUGUCAGCAGUUGACAAGUUGAUCUCUACUACCAGCUAACCAGCUAACCAGCUAUCACCAGGACACUCUCCUUUGAGGAGUUUUAGGGUCUGUUUCUGCAUAUUCUGCACACAGCAUUGAGGUUUUUAAGGUGUUUUUGCCAAUAUAACUAAAAGGUUACUAAAGAGCAAUGUCUACUCUGUAUGAUGAAUCAGAUUGAGUUUAAGUAUGUAUGCUAAGAUGUCACUUCUUCUUCUCUCUUUCUCUGUCAUCCCUUCCUAAGGUGCUCCAUCGUAACAGUCUAUUAGGACGUGUAUUACUUUUAGAUGACCAGUCCAGGAAUGAAAUGCACAGAAUCUAAUUUUAGAAGACAAAAGUACUUUUUAGAUGCUCAAAAAUGUUAACAUAUUCUGAUUUACUAAUGAUCAAAAUGCGUUUCCUUAUCCUUAGGGUUCACUCACACUGAUGUUUUUGUUGCUCUUUAAUCCCGUCUUCUAACCAGGGACAGAAAUCUUAAUUCACGAGCGAACCUUUUUAAAUUCCUUCAGCGCUUCGUCACAGUGUCUGUGGAAGAGCUCACGCUUAAUAUUAAUUUAUUACUCAACCUUUAAUAUGUGCUUUUUUAUUUAUUUUUCUGAAAUGAAAAUGUUAAAAAAAAAUAAUAAAAUCCAAAACCAGGACAAUGAAAUAGAAAAAAAAAAAUAUGAAUAGGAAUAAUUAAAAACACGAAUCAGGUUUCAAAACAUUCUGCAAAAGUGACACAACACAACAGAUUAUCGCUGACAUUAGUCAAUGUCAUUUUAUUUUCCAGACCAAUAAAGAGGCAAAUAUCGUCCCAUACCUUAUUUUUACCAGCAGGGCCGGACUAAUCCCAUCAUUCAUUCACCUUGUGCUCUUACCAGACAUUGGCCUUGUCUUUCACAUUUGUUGAAAGGUCCUCGGGACAGAGCGAUGCCUCCUACAACUGCCCACAUUUCCCACAUCAUCUCAGCAUUUUCUAGUGAUUAACACAGACCGCCUUAUACCGACCAACUUAUUUAUUUUUUAUUUAAUAUCAUUGUGAAUGAUGAGUUUCUCUUUAUAUUCAGGGAUGCUGUUCAUUAUAAGCUUUCACAGUUUACCUGGUGUUUAUUUUAAGUGGGUGUUAAUGGGGUCUGCUUUUUCCAGGACUCAUCCAGCAAAGUAGAUAAGUGGAAACUGUUCUUCUGGCUUGUCUAUAUGUUUUAAAAAGUACAUUUAGAUGAUUUGUUUUUGUUUUUUAACAUUGAGGACCACUCAUCUUUUCAUUCCAUUGCCUGUCAUGUUUUUGAGUUUAGACAAAGUGCUACGAAUCCACAAUGUAUGUCUGAUAACACGUAAACUUGAACAAUUUGAGUGUGUUUAUAUGACCAAACCAUACACAGUAAAUGACUUUUACUCCAGGUGUAACGCCAACAGCCUCUUACCUCCAUUAUUGCAUGAAAUACAAACUGUUGAUGCCAUCAGUGUCUUUUAUCUGAGUUUAUUCUCAUUUCAGGACAAACUGUAAAUGGUUUACUUUAGGUUUUAUAUGGAAAAUCAUUUAAGAAAAGCUGUAUCCUGACAUGUAGAGAGGUUCACUUUAGAUCUUUAAAAAAAUAUUAAUAGAAAUGAACUUGCUGCGCUGUAUAAUGUGUGAUAUUUUAAACCUAAAAGAAGUUAUAAUAUUAAAAAAAAUAUUAAAAUAGUUUUGCUGUGACAAGGUUUCUGUCUCACAUUUAUAAUUAAAAAUCUGUCUUAAACGUGUGUAGAUCGUCAGGACAGGAAAUACUCUUUCUUUAAGUCGUGUAGUGUCACGAACAGCCACAAGGAGGCAGUACGGGAUCGCUGCAGCGGCACCUCGAGUCAUGUCAAUCAAAAAUGACUAUUUCUCACUUUAAAAUGUUGAUUUGCUGUCUGGGCACUAAUUUAGAUAAAUAAUGUGGUUGAAAUCAUUUUCAAAUAACCUGAAUGCUUUUUAUUUACAUUUUACACAAUGACAUUUUUCGCCUGGAAACAAGUUUACAAAAUAAAGCUACUGGACUGUU